This is a messenger RNA of Osmia bicornis bicornis, 375 nucleotides long. RefSeq names its product DDRGK domain-containing protein 1 (gene Ddrgk1). The transcript has a single exon. Lineage: Eukaryota; Metazoa; Arthropoda; Insecta; Hymenoptera; Megachilidae. The coding region runs from base 1 to 375 and encodes 124 amino acids. The record is from RefSeq and is a predicted model, not a curated record.
AUGAAAGAAGCAUUUAGUGUAGAGGAGGAAGGCUAUGAAGAAGAUAACAAGGAUGAGGAAGAGAAUUUGUUGCAAUCAUUUCUUCAAUACAUCAAAGACAAUAAAGUAGUAAUCCUUGAAGAUUUAGCUGCACAUUUUGGCUUAAAGACUGCUGGUGUAGUAGAUAGAAUUCAGGAGUUGCAAACAACUGGAACUUUAACUGGUGUCAUCGAUGACAGAGGAAAAUUCAUUUAUAUCUCUCAGGGAGAACUUGAAGCUGUUGCAAAGUUUGUAAAACAGCGUGGUAGAGUCAGUAUCACUGAAUUGGCAGAAAGUUCAAAUGAAUUAAUAAGCCUGAAUCCAAGCAAACAACGUGAUAUGGUGGAGGCUAGAUAA